UAAUUUUGAAUAAAAGAAUAUUAAAAAUAAAAGCUUCUCUCCUUCUCAAAACCCCACCUGUAGAUUCCUUCUCCAGUGAUCUAAACCCUACAUUUUCUUUCUCAAACCCACUUCCUCUUUCCAUGAAACCCUGAUUUUCCUUCCAACCAAACGCCAAUCCCAACCCCGACCCAUGGAGCCCCGCCGCGCCUCGCGUACUGUAAUCGACCCUAAAGUGCGCCAGGUGGGGUUCUUCGCCCCAGGCCGGGCCUCCAACAACCCCUCUCCUCCGGUCACCGAGAUCUCCCUCUCCGGCAACUCCCUCUCUCCGGUCAUGAUCCCCCCUCCACGUCACAUCUCCGACAUGUCCGUUCCCGGUAAUCUGCCUUUCUCACCCCUCCGUCGACCCUCUGGCGAGUCCAUUCCCGUCGGCAGCUACAAUCCCUCCGAAUUCGCCUCGCCGUCGACGGCCUCAUAUGUCGAUUUCCGGGAGGAUGCGUACUCUCCCGGUGGGCCUCUCAGAAGCAACUCCGGGAAGUUCGCGUCCUCACUCCCUAGCGGCGGAUUCCAUUUGACUGCUGUCAAGCCUAAUAAUUUCCCGGCGAGUAGCUUGACGACGGUGUCCAUGGUGAACACGCUUCCUGGUGUAUCUGAUUUUUCUGAGAAGAAAGAUUCAAAAACUUUAUUCCCAGAAAAGGGUGGAGGAUCAUCAGCUGAGGUACAAAAUGAACAGCCUACAAGUAAAAAGUCGCUGAAAGAGAAAACCUCGAAAGCAGAAAGGCGUGCUCUUCAAGAGGCACAACGAGCUGCGAAGGCUGCUGCUAAAGGUGAAGGAAAUAAGGCACCUGCUGCUACUUCUGGAGCAGUGACUUCGGUGAAUCCAAAGCCUGCUAAAGCUGCCAAGGCUCCUUCACAAAAGAAGGAUAGUUCUCCAGUUGCAGCUUCUGAGAAAAAAGGCAGUGAUCGUCCACCAGAUAAAGAUAGGAAGAAAGACGUGCCUCAUCCACGAAUGCAAUUUGAUGAUAAGAGCCGAGUGGAAAAGGCAAAAAAGCGUGCUGUUGUAAAACAAACUGAAGCUAGGAACAGAGUUGAACUAUUUAGGCAUUUACCACAGUAUGAACACGGAACACGGCUUCCUGACCUGGAGUCAAAGUUUUUCCAACUUGAUCCAGUACAUCCUGCUGUUUACAAGGUUGGUUUAAGGUAUUUAGCUGGAGAUAUAUCUGGCGGAAAUUCCCGUUGCAUUGCAAUGCUUCAAGCAUUCCAAGAGUCAAUUAAAGAUUACUUGACACCAACGGGAAAGGCUCUUAGCAGAGACUUAACUGCCAAAAUUAACUGGUAUAUUUCAUUUCUGAUUGAAUGCAGGCCCCUUUCAAUUAGCAUGGGUAAUGCAAUUAGGUUUCUUAAGACUCGAAUUGCCAAUUUAUCUCUGACACUAUCUGAGUCAGAAGCAAAAGCAAUUCUCCUCUCAGAUAUUGAUCAUUUUAUAAAUGAGAAGAUAAUACUAGCGGAUCAGGUGAUAGUCAGGCUUGCUGUAACGAAAAUCAGGGAUGGGGAUGUUCUUCUCACAUAUGGGUCAUCCUCUGCUGUUGAGAUGAUAUUAUUACACGCGUACGAGCUGGGCAAACAGUUCCGUGUUGUGGUGGUGGAUUCACGUCCAAAGCUUGAAGGGCAAAUGUUACUUCGUAGGCUGGUGGGAAAGGGUCUUAGCUGUACAUACACUCAUAUAAAUGCUGUUUCUUUUAUCAUGCAUGAUGUUACUCGAGUAUUUUUGGGGGCUUCAUCAGUGUUGUCUAAUGGAACAGUUUACUCAAGAGUUGGGACUGCAUGUGUUGCUAUGGUUGCUCAUGCAUUCCGCAUUCCAGUUUUAGUAUGUUGUGAAACAUAUAAAUUUCAUGAAAGAGUGCAGCUUGAUUCAAUCUGCUCUAAUGAGCUUGGCGAUCCAGAUGCCAUUGCAAAGGUUAAUGGUAGAGAGGACAUCAACUAUUUGGAUGGUUGGGCUAAUAGUGAAAAUCUACAACUUCUGAAUCUGAUUUACGAUGCAACACCUUCAGAUUAUGUCUCGAUGAUUAUCACAGAUUAUGGCAUGGUCCCACCCACAAGUGUUCCUGUCAUUGUCCGAGAAUACCGGAAGGAACAUUUUGAUAGUAACGGGAUAAUUUGAGAUCGCGGAGGCAGGGCAAAUACGAAAUUGAAGACGACUUUCGGCAACUUAACAUAGUUUCUUCUCUGUUCUCACCUCUAGAAUAAUGGAAUACCUGGUUGAGCAUCUAGAUGUUGGAUUGUUUCUUUUUCGCCUCAGUGAAGAGUGCGAAUUUUACGCCUCUCCGAGCAGUUUUAGGGAUGCAAUUUCAAUGUCUUGACAAGCUCUCCCCCACUUCAAUAGACAGAUGAUGUUGUUAAGCAGUCGUGAACAAUUUUCUUCUGAACAAUUCCAUGCCCUUCUUGAAUUUUGAUGUUUUUCUUUAUAGAUCUCCAAUUUUAAUUACAGCACCAUCUCUAGCAUAGUGGUGUGUGCCAGUGGCAUCAUUUAUUCUUUUUGAAAUCUUCUUCUCCAUAUGAAUUUACAUAUAUUCAUUGUGAUUUAGUAACCGAAUUUGAUAAUUACUGAAAUCAAUUUAUGUGAGAGGAGUUGUGAGUCCCAUCACAUGAUA
Molecule: messenger RNA, 2633 nt
Organism: Cornus florida
Lineage: Eukaryota; Viridiplantae; Streptophyta; Magnoliopsida; Cornales; Cornaceae
Product: probable translation initiation factor eIF-2B subunit delta
Exons: 7
Coding region: 173-2143 (656 amino acids)
Source: RefSeq, a predicted model, not a curated record